UGUUGUUAUUUUCGGACAACCAUUGCUCACCCAGCAUGAUUUCCCAGGGGAUCCCUGUUUUUGCAGGGAUCUGGUCUCUGCCCGCAUCUGCUCACAACCACGGCUUUGCCUUCCAGAUCCCCCAGGACGUGAUGCUCCAGCUUUGCAACUCCUACUUGGCAGCGGACACCCAGCCUCUCUCCUUCUCUGAGCUGAUGGGGGAAGGCCGGGAUUCCCGGAUUGACUUGGAAGUCAGUAUCCAAAGCCUGCUCAAGGAGUCCUUCGACCGCUUCAAGGGGUGGCUUGGCAUGCCUGGACCCCUCAACACGGAGAUCUCGUGCAAGAAGGUGGGGGACGUGCACCCCCUGCGCCUGUGGAAGGUGUCCACGGAAGUAGAGGCACCCCCUCAGGCGGUGCUUCAGCGGGUGCUCCGGGAACGGCGCCUGUGGGACGAAGACCUCCUGCAGGAGAAAGUGAUGGAGGCCCUGGACCACAACACGGAGGUCUACCACUAUGUGACGGACAGCAUGGCGCCCCACCCGCGGCGAGACUUCCUCGUCCUCCGAAAAUGGCGCUCAGACUUGCCCCGAGGAGGCUGCCUCCUCGUGUCCUUAUCCCUGGACCAUAAGACGUUGCCCCUGGAAGGUGGGGUCCGGGCAGUGGUCCUGACCUCCCAGUACUUGAUGGAGCCCUGUGGGAUGGGGCGCUCCAGAGUGACCCAUAUCUGCCGCGCAGAUCUCAGGGGACGGUCUCCAGACUGGUACAGCAAAGUUUUCGGCCGCCUCUGCCGCCAUGGAGCUGGCCAGAUCCGAGACUCUUUCCCGGCACUCGACCCAAGUGCCGUCCAGAGACAAAGAUCUGAAGGGGGCUUCUGGCGCUCUUGGACGCUCUUGGAAUGUGGAGUGGCUUCAGCCUUCGCUAGAGGGGAGGAGCUUUUCCAGGUGCCUGAACACCUGCGAACUGAGCAGCCUCUGCCCCUCCUAUCCAGAAACAUCAGCUCUUCAAGGCUGAGCUGCCCCGAGGAGCAGAAAGGUCUCCGUUCGUGACGGUGCCCUUUCCUGGUUGAGCAGCGUGCUUCAAGUCUAGGAAGCCAUCUUGGAGGUUCCUUCUCAAAGCCUCUGAGGGCUGUCCGUCCACUCCCCACACCACCAAUGGAUCCAGCAUCCAGAUACCCAUUUAGCUGUGAUUCCUGCAUUGCAGGGGUUGGAUUGGAUAACCCUUGGGGUCCCUUCCAAUUCUACAAUUUCAGGGGAAAGGAGAAGAGCUGGGCCACAGGGGUGGAGGUGGGUGAGAAGCAUCUCCACCUGCAAAUCUUCUAAGGUUGUGGGCUGGCAAGGAGGUCCACCACCAGCCAAAGGAAGACAUUCCUAGGCUAGGUGAACCCAACUGUCUGAAUCUAGCCUAAAUAAACUAGUUCUGGGUUGGAUGUGAUGACCCUCAAGGUCCCUUCUCCCAGCUCUACAGUUCUGUGAUUCUGUGACGGCAGCAUUGAUGGAGAUGGCGUGCAGAGGGAUGCCAGAGGAGGGCAAAGUUGUCUACAGGAGUCAGGGGAUUGACGCUGUAGGGAACAGGGAAGGUUAGUUGGCGGUCAAGUGUGUGUAGGAGGCAUUGCAGGAUGAACAGCCGUGUUGUAGCACAUGGGGGCAAGAGUGUAUGUACGUGUGUAGGAGAGGGAGAGGAGGAGCCAGGCAAACAUUGUUUUAUUCCUAUUUGCUGCCAUCAUUCCUGCAUGGCAGGGGGUUGCGCUUUAGAUGACCCUCAGGGUCCUUUCCAACCCUAUGAUUCUUAUCACAUGAGUGGCACAGAACUGGAAACUAAGUCCAGGUGUUUCCACUUUUGCACCGGAGGCCUUUCACUUAACAUGACAAAGAGCCCAUUGGCUCAGAGAUAUUUGAUGCUAUUCUUGGCAAAAUCAAAGGGCGAUGGAUGCAGAUGAGUGUGACCAAAGCCUGGGGUCUUGUGUCCUCUGAG
Messenger RNA from Podarcis muralis (Common wall lizard), 1950 nucleotides. The record is from RefSeq and is a predicted model, not a curated record. NCBI's taxonomy places the organism in Eukaryota, Metazoa, Chordata, Lepidosauria, Squamata, Lacertidae.